UCAAAUCUGAGCUUUCAGCAUAAUGGCAUUUUCUCCUCAUCGUCUCUCUUUCUGCUUCGUUCUCCUCUGCUUCACAUGGCAGCAGGGAGCCGAAGCUCGAAAAUUAGUUCCCAUUUCUUCCUUGAUUAGUAAAGAUCUUUUCAACUCUAUAUUUCUACACAAAGAUGAUAAUGCAUGUCCAGCAAAAGAUUUUUACACUUAUGAGUCAUUCAUCCAUGCUACUGCUUGUUUUCCAAGGUUCGGAAACACAGGAAAUUUAACCACCCGCAAGCGUGAAAUUGCAGCGUUUCUAGGUCAGAUAUCCCAUGAGACAUCCGGUGGAUGGGCUACCGCGCCUGAUGGACCAUAUGCUUGGGGUCUCUGCUUCAAGGAGGAAGUCAGUCCCCAGAGCAACUACUGUGACUCCACCAACAAAGAAUGGCCCUGCUACCCUGGAAAGUCUUACAAAGGCAGAGGCCCCAUUCAACUAUCUUGGAAUUUCAACUAUGGUCCCGCCGGAAAGGCGCUGGGGUUCGACGGUCUAAGGAACCCAGAGAUCGUGGCCAACAACUCCUUGAUUGCAUUCAAGACUGCUCUCUGGUUCUGGAUGACAGAACGGAAACCUAAACCUUCUUGCCACGAUGUCAUGGCUGUAUCAGCCUAUGGUCCUGCUCAGAACAGACUACGUACGUCUAAGGUCUAGAAUCUAGAUGCUAAACGAUUUGAAACAAUCUCAGUAGAAAAAUGAGAUUUUAAAUUAAAAAUAAAUAAAAAUAAAGAGAAAAAGGCCUAAGUUUUUUUUUUUUUGAAUUAAGUGAAAUUAAUAUACAUUUUUUAUCAUA
This is a messenger RNA of Rubroshorea leprosula, 821 nucleotides long. The record is from the annotation of a GenBank genome assembly. Lineage: Eukaryota; Viridiplantae; Streptophyta; Magnoliopsida; Malvales; Dipterocarpaceae.